Acaulospora colombiana is the source of this 243-nucleotide messenger RNA. The record is from the annotation of a GenBank genome assembly. Lineage: Eukaryota; Fungi; Glomeromycota; Glomeromycetes; Diversisporales; Acaulosporaceae.
GAACAAGAUCCAGAAUUAGACUGCAUUCCACAACAACGAUUACAGGAGAAAAAGAUUGUGCAGCGAAUAAAACAUAUUCCGAUGAAAUGUCCGAGAUGGGUACAGAAGAUUAAGCAUGAUAAAUGGGAUAGAUGUAAACUGGCAUUGCCCCCACAGGCAAAUUCAUUUAAAUUUCCACAAAGGAAUGGCGAAGUGGUGAAGGCCAGAGCGGACGAUACAGACGAACGCCUAAAGCAACGAUGA